AUGUCCGCCGUACCCUCUCUCCCCGAAUCACUGACGGUGGGGAGCGACGCCCCACAUGAAGACGUGCUCCGCCGCAUCGACUCAGCCAACCACGCCAGCACCAACGGCGUGCAGAACGGCCAUGGUACCAAACCCAAGACGACAGCAGCCAACGCCGAAACACCGUCUCCCCCUCCCGCCCCCUCGACGCCGACGGCGCCCUUCACCCUCCACCAAGCGCCGGUCGAGAACUUCCGGCCGGUGCGGGUCAUCGUGGUGGGCGCGGGCUACUCGGGCGUGUACCUGGGCAUCCGGCUGCCGGAGCGGCUGCGCAACGUGCGGCUGCGCAUCUACGAGAAGAACGCCGGCGUGGGCGGCACGUGGUGGGAGAACCGCUACCCGGGUUGCGCGUGCGACAUACCCUCGCACUCGUACCAGUACUCGUUCGAGCCCAACACGCAGUGGUCCAGCCUGUACGCGCCCGCGCGCGAGAUCCAGGCGUACAUUGAGCGCACCGCGCGCAAGUACGGCGCCGACCGCUUCGUGCGGCUGGGCCACGAGGUCAGGGAGUGCAGGUUCGAUCGCAGGGCCGGGGUGUGGAGGGUGAGGGUCGCAGAGCUGGCGACGGGCAGGGUGUUUGUCGAUGAGGCCGAGGUGUUGAUCAGCGCGAGGGGGAACUUGAAUACGGCAGCGUGGCCCGAGAUUGAUGGGCUGGAGAGCUUCGAGGGCGAGGUGAUGCAUUCGGCCAGGUGGAACGAGAACUACGACUUCACGAACAAGCGCGUGGGCGUCAUCGGAUCCGGAAGCAGCGCCAUCCAGAUAGUACCGAAUCUGCAGAAGCUGCCCGGAACGCAGCUCUCGUGCUUCAUCCGCAGCAAAACGUGGAUAUCCCCCCCGUUCGGCCAGGACAUGUGGGACAAGCUCGGCCUCACCGGCUUCACCAUCCCCGACGACAUGAAGGCCAAGUUCAGGUCCGACCCGGAGCACUACCACAAGUUCCGCCUCGCCAUCGAGGAGGACGCCAACUCGAUCCACGCCGUGACCAUCCGCGGCACGCCCAUGAACGUCGAGGCCAAGCACGCCUUCGAGGACCACAUGCGCCGCCGCCUCGCCGCCCGCCCGGACAUCUUCGCCGCCCUGCUCCCCUCCUUCUCGCCCGGCUGCCGCCGCCUGACGCCGGGCCCGGGCUUCCUCGAAGCCCUCACCGAGCCCAACGUCGCCUUCGUCACCGACCCCAUCGCGCGCAUCGAGCCGCGCGGCGUCCGCACAAACGACGGCACCCUCCACGAACUCGACGCCCUCGUCUGCGCCACCGGCUUCCACGUCUCGGCGCCCCCGCCGUUCCCCGUCAUCGUCGACGAUGAUGAAGUCGACCCGCCGGCGACGGGCAGCAGCAGCAGCACCACCACCAUCAACACGACAGGGGCACCACCCCAGUCGCCGCCGCGCCGGCUCAGCGACCACUGGCGCGCGCGCGCGACGUCGUACCUCAGCCUCGCGACCGACGGCUUUCCCAACCUCUUCCUGAUGCUGGGCCCCAACUCGGCCAUCGGCUCGGGCAGCCUGACGACCAUGAUCGAGCGCGUGGGCGACUACGUCGUGCGCUGCGUGCGCAAGCUGCAGCGCGACAACAUCCGCUGCAUGGAGCCCCACCCCCGCCGCGUGCGCGACUUCACACAGUACGUCGACGCGUAUUUCGCCGGCACCGUCUUUGCCGAGGAGUGUCGGAGUUGGUAUCGCAGUAAGGGAGGUGGGAGUGGCGGCGGCGCCGUCACUGGGUUGUGGCCGGGGAGCACGAAUCAUUGCGUUGAGGCGCUGAGGAGCCCGAGGUGGGAGGAUUGGGUGUAUGAGUAUGUUGGGGAGGGGGAGGGGGACGCGGACGGGGACGAAGAGGUGAAUCGGAUGGCGUGGUUGGGGGAUGGGUGGAGCCAGAAGCAGAGGGAUGGGGAGGAUCUGGCGUUUUAUCUGUACCCCGAGUUUUUGGACAAGCCGGUGCCGGGGAGACCCGAGGACAAGGAGGAGUAUAGGGUGAGGCCGUUUGCGUAUUGA
Molecule: messenger RNA, 2028 nt
Organism: Diplodia corticola
Lineage: Eukaryota; Fungi; Ascomycota; Dothideomycetes; Botryosphaeriales; Botryosphaeriaceae
Product: flavin-binding monooxygenase
Exons: 2
Coding region: 1-2028 (675 amino acids)
Source: RefSeq, a predicted model, not a curated record